UCUCUCUGUGGUUUGGUUUCUUUGCCACGCGUAUAUAACAACUCCCAUCACUUGCGAUCGGUUCUUAUCGCCCCCUUUCCCAUUUCUCCCCUCGAUUCUCCGGGCUGAUCCGGUCGCUGUCCGGGCCUGUUCGAUUGGAGGAGAAUCGCCUGGUUUGAAGGAAAGGCUUGGGAAGAAAGUUCACCUCGUGAAAUUCAAGGUGGCAGAGUUGUGUUGUGUUCUCGUAAAAGGAAUUCAGGGUGGCAAAGAAAGGUGGUGGCUUGCACGAAAGUUCAGAAUCCUUGUACUCUGCAAUCCAAUCCCCUUUUAUUUAUUACUAUAUAUCAAACUUCCUCUGUUUUGUUUUGUUUCGCAAAAGAAAGAAAGAAAGAAAAAACUUCUUCUGCUUUCUUCCCCAACUCAGGUCAAUGUUUUCCUCUCAGAGACGGAAUCAUUUUCCGCUGCAUGUUCCGGUUUGCUUCGACUGUCUGAAACCAGCAACUUUCUUUCAAUUCCCAUCCUUCCUUUUUCUCAGUUACAAGACUUGGAAAAUAUUUUCUUAUGUGAUUAGAUAAUAUUUUCUAUGCGAUUAGAUAGUACUACUAUCCCAUGCAAUACGUAUGUGUCAACCGUCGGGUGCUUCCUAGUAGUCUAUGUCUAUCUGAUACCCGUAAAAAAGCAAAAUUAGUACACCUUUCGGUUUUGAUACAGUACUGUGCUGUGCCGUGGUACUGCAGGCAUGGCCAAAUUGACCUUUCAGGAUGGAAAAUGAUUCCGGACAGGAAGGGGAAAAGGUCGCUACUCGCUACUAGCAAGUUCGCUUGGUCGUCACAGAAAGAGGCUUUGGUUGCACUAUGAGCAGGCACAUAUACAAUAACUAGAACAGUUAGAACCUGAUAGGUAAUUAUCACUGUAUCUGACAUGGAUGAGCACAUGGGAAGACGAACAGUCGGCGGCCUCCUCUUCACCAAGGGAGGAUCCAUCCUUCUCUUCAGAGAAGACGGCUCGCGCCCCAAGGCCAAGAACUGCUGCACGCGCCAUGGCUGUAGCGGUCAGCAUCCUGCUGACAGAGCCAAGGGCAAGGAGGUGCACAGGGCAGCAGCGGUGGGCAGUGAAUCGACACCGGCUACCCCUCGGAGAUCACAAGCUUUUAGGAAGCCCAACAGAAGGCCUCCACAUGAAGGCAGUGCCUCAGGCAGCAUCGUCAGGGAUGUAGGAGGCCCUUGUAGCGAAACCGGCAGCGGGUCAAGAGAUGCUCCUGGGCGUGAUCUGCUUGCUCGGCUUAAGGAGAGGGUCAACACAUCAAGGAAACGAUCGUUGAACAGGGAGAACAGCCCGCAGUCGCCGAGUGGACUCAGUGUCUGUGCCAGUUCCCCGAGCAACAGUCGGUCAGUCUCAAGGCCGUCGCACCGGACAGCUUCGAGGAUAAGAGAAGCUGACGAAGGCGCGAAUGCAGGAGCUGACAGUGUAGUGCGCAGAAAUGCUGCUAGGAGGGGUUCAGAGAGGAGUGACGAUGACUUGCUGCUGGUCGAGCAGGUAACAAGAAACCAAGCGCCUUCUGAAGGGUUUCUCUCUGGAUUCAUGGCUAGAUACAGAAGCGAUCUUCAGGGAGAGCUUUCGUCCCUGGACGACAGCAUGGAGGAUCCAAAUGGAUACUUGCGCUUUGAUGUGGGCGGGAUUGAAGAGCUCGAGAACUAUUUCAUAUUCAAUGAUCGGCAUAGAGGAAUGAGGAUGGAUAUCGACGGCAUGUCCUACGAAGAGUUGCUUGCUUUGGGGGAGCGAAUUGGUACCGUAAACACAGGUCUUUCAGACGACGCGUUAUCCGCGUGCCUGAACAGGAGGCUCUACAUGCCCACAGCUUCAGGUUCUCAUGAAGAUUGUGAAAGAAAAUGCAGCGUAUGCCAGGAGGAGUAUUUAGCAGGCGAGGAGGUGGGCGAGAUGGCAUGUAAACACUACUACCACCUUUCCUGCAUAGAUCACUGGCUUCGGCAGAAGAACUGGUGUCCUAUCUGCAAAUCUGUCGCCCUGAAAAUCAACUAGCAACGUGUUUCAUGUUUCUUCAUAAAUGAAGUGUAUAGAUUCUUCAUCUCCUGUAUUCCUUCCCCACCCCACUCCUUUUCCCUUUUGGAAUUUUUUUUCUUUCUUUCUUUUUCUUUUACUCAAAGCACUCAUUUUUUAUUAUCAAUUUAAAUCAGAAAAGAAAAUCUUGUGUUGGGUUAGGGCUUGCUGCGAGCCUUACUCGUGUUGGCCCAUGGCCCAGUAAGAACAGCCCCAAUUUAGGA
Molecule: messenger RNA, 2261 nt
Organism: Zea mays
Lineage: Eukaryota; Viridiplantae; Streptophyta; Magnoliopsida; Poales; Poaceae
Product: putative RING zinc finger domain superfamily protein
Exons: 6
Coding region: 901-2019 (372 amino acids)
Molecular function (GO): ubiquitin protein ligase activity
Source: RefSeq, a predicted model, not a curated record